This is a messenger RNA of Tyto alba (common barn owl), 2894 nucleotides long. RefSeq names its product dynein axonemal intermediate chain 3 (gene DNAI3). The transcript has 23 exons. Gene Ontology annotation, biological process: cilium movement involved in cell motility; inner dynein arm assembly. Gene Ontology annotation, molecular function: dynein light chain binding; dynein heavy chain binding. The record is from RefSeq and is a predicted model, not a curated record. NCBI's taxonomy places the organism in Eukaryota, Metazoa, Chordata, Aves, Strigiformes, Tytonidae. Gene Ontology annotation, cellular component: inner dynein arm. The coding region runs from base 105 to 2702 and encodes 865 amino acids.
UGGAUGCCGGAAACGUCAAUCCUGGCCCGCCCCGUUGCCCUGACAACCGCGCGGCGUCAGGGAAGCCGCGGGGCCGGGCUGCCGCGCAGUGAAAUCUGAAAAAAAUGUCGGAAGAUCUCGUAUCUGGCAAGACCUCAUUGAAAAGUCCAAAAACCUCAGCAAAGAAAUGGAAAGGUGGAAGCAAAGCUAAGAAAUCCUCAAAAGGAAAACAAACACAGCUUGGUAAAAAAGAUGAAGUUGAUCUUUCUAUGGCUGGUAUAGGUCACCCAGAAAUCUUUCCUUUAGUUUUCACUACAAAGACCCAAGAAAUUUUUAAUUGCCGAGUUGAUGAAGAUGUCACAGAAGAAAAUUGUUUCAAACUUAUUAAAAAAGAGGACAUCAUUCAGGACCUGAAAACAAGAGCUGCAAUUUCUGAUUUCCAUCCUGUCAAAAAAGUUGUCCUAGAAUAUCCAGGGGAAGAACUUUUAGUAGUUUUUGAUGCAAAGUUCCAGUAUGGACAGAACUUUUACUUUGUUGCUUCUGAGGAAGCUAAGGAAAACCUUCUGAAGUCUGCAGAAACUGCAGAAGAAAAAGAAGACAAAAAAGAAGAAGAAAAUAGAGAGGAAACUCUGGAAGUCCAUCCUUAUAAGCCUCCUGUCCCCAAACCUUGGGUUUCUCUUGGCAGUGAAAAGGAAGUUGAAGAAGAAUCUGUUAAAGACACUGAUACAAAGAUUAGAUAUGUGAUUUCUCGAGUACGUAGGAAGUUUGGUGCACCAAUUACAUUUACUGAUAAGAAUGCUUCACAUGUAAAAGAUGGUUACAUUGAAUGCACCUCCUAUGAAGACAAAACUUUCAGCAUUAAAAAGCUUGAAAAAGAUGUAGGCAUACAAAUGGUUCCUAAAGUAAGAGAAGCUAGUACUCAGACAAAAUGGACCUAUCCAAAAAAUGCAGCCACGCAGUAUUUUCCUAGACAGUUGUCAAAUGAAGAGAAAGAAGAGAGUCUGUCAUCAGAGAAGCUGAAAGAAUUUCUUACAUCAGUACAUUUAAGGAUGGAAAUUGCAUUGCAACAAAAUGAAAUUAUGAAUGCUUUUUUUGAUGACUGGAAGGCCCUAGCAGAUGAAAGCUAUUCUGGUGGCAAGCCAGAUGUUUAUCUUAAAGCAUACCAAUCAUUCACAGAUCUGCACUAUCUCAAGGACAGAACUAUUAGCUGCAUUUGCUGGCAUCCAACCAUUUAUGGGAUUAUAGCAGUAUCAGCAAAAAGGCAGCUUUCUUCUGAAGAACAAGUUAACCUUUCUGAUAAAUCAUUGCUGCAGCAGCCAGUAAUACUUUUUUGGAGCUUCUUUGACCCUAUCCAUCCUCAGUUAAUAUUGGAGUGUUCUGAAGACAUUUACUGCUUUCAGUUCAGUCCAAGUGAUACAAACAUCGUUGCUGGGGGCUGCAUCAACGGACAGGUUGUACUGUGGGAUAUUUCUCAAUAUGAAGAAAAGCUGCAAAAUGCAAAAACUGUUGCUGAUGGAAUCAAGCCCUCUCUUAUGCAAGUCGAGCAGAAUAGCACAGAGCCACCUCUAGUGAGACACUGUGCAGUCUCUACCAUAGAGUAUAGUCAUAAAAAACCAGUAACAGAUAUAUACUGGCUGCCAGAUUUUUUAAAGGACAACCGAAUGGGUGCUACUUUUGAAAAUAGAGCUGAAAUUUGCAUGCAGCUUGUGACCUGCUCCCCUGAUUGCUCAGUAUUAUUUUGGGCUAUUCCAGCCACCAAACUUCUUGAACAACCUUCAUAUGAGAAAGUAAGAGAGGAGGAAAUGUUUGAUAUGCGCCCUGAUGUUUCAGAUACUUCUAAGCAUCUAGAUCUUUCCUGGAAACCUCUCAUAAAGAUAAACCUGUAUGAAAGUGAUCCCAAUGCAGAGCAUGGUCCCGUCAGAAUUAGUUUAAGGGAACUGCACCAUCAUUACAGAACCUCAGAGAAGGUGCAAUCUCUGAACACCCUAGAAGUACCCACCAAAGACAGCCGAUAUACAGAGAUGAGUAUUUCAAGCAAAAAUCUGAAACUGCUAGAGAAGAUGUCCACCAAUGUUUUUCACGGAACUGAAGAUGGAGAAAUUGUUUAUUCUAACUGGAAAAUGGAAAUUGAUAGUGACUCAGCGAAACCAGUUAGUCAGAAGCACGUUCAGAAAUACAUCACCCACACUGAAACUAUCAAUGCUCUCCAGAGAUCUCCAUUUUUUAAAGACAUCAUUCUAAGCAUUGGAGGCCGGAAUUUUGCCAUUUGGAAAGAAGGGGUUACAUACAGACCAAUCCUUCAGUCAAGCUGUUCUGCAGGAAGAUACACUGCAGGACAGUGGUCCUUAACAAGACCAGGAGUUUUCUUCAUUGGCAGAGAUGAUGGAAAUAUAGAUAUCUGGGAUUUACUGAAGAAAACUCAUGAGCCAUCUUAUUUCCAGAACAUCUCCAAAUCAAGCAUCACUUUUGUCAGCCCCUGGAUUGCUUCAGCAAAGCAGAAUUUUUUGGCUGUUUCGGAUGAUCUUGGAGUACUGCAUGUUUUGGAGAUCUGUCAAACACAAAGUCACCCUUCAAAGAAUGAGCAUGCCAACGUACUUGAUUAUUUUGAAAGAGAAGUCAAAUACCUGAAGUACAGUGAACAAGAGUUUCAAGAGUAUCAAGAGCUUCAAGACAAAACAGAACUGAAAUGGAGCUGGAGGCACAGAGGGAGAAAACAAGUAUGACUACUCUACAGAAAACUAGAGAAGAAAUGGAGGAGCAAGAAAAUGCAGAGUAUAACUGUGUUUCUAGACCUGGAAAAGCAGAUACUAAUGGAUUUAGGACUAGUAAAGGGGCAAGAAAUACUUUCCUAAUCAGAUACUUAAAGCCCAUUAUCACCUUUAGAACCAGCGAGCUUUUUAUUUUUGAACCUCUUU